UGAGAGAGAAAAAAAGAGAACAACGGUUAAGAAAGAUAAUGUGUCCUGUCUGGAACAACCACAUGAAAACCAACUCAAUUUUUCAGUUUCUGUUCUGUAAAUUAUAUUCCUUCUCCUUCCAAUAAUUUCAAACCAAUUUUCUUCUAACUUACUACUUUCAUCCUAAAUUCUUGUUGUGUUUCUCUUUCUUAACAACAAUGUCUCAACUCCACCAUUCAUAGUUCAACAACAACAAAAACAUAUUUUACUUGUUACUUUGCUUCCAUGGCUUCAAAAUCAAGUACUAGAUCAAAACCAUCCGACAAUUCCAACAAAGCACCACCGGCAACACCAAAAGUAAGUAAAGUUAGCAAACCAGUGACCAAAUCAGCAUCUGAGUCGCCAUCUCCGUUGCAAAAUUCACGUCUUUCUGUUGAAAAAUCGCCACGAUCUGUGAAUUCAAAGCCCGCUGUUGAGCGGAAAUCAGCAAAAGCUACCGCCACCCCACCUGAUAAACAAGCUCCAAGAGCUGCAAAGGGUUCAGAGUUGCAGAAUCAGUUGAAUGUAGCUCAAGAAGAUCUAAAGAAAGCAAAGGAGCAGAUCCUUCAGGCUGAGAAGGAGAAGGUAAAAGCUAUUGAUGAGUUGAAAGAAGCACAAAGAGUGGCCGAGGAAGCAAAUGAGAAGCUCCAGGAAGCAUUGGUGGCUCAAAAGCAGGCUAAAGAGGAAUCCGAGAUUGAAAAAUUCCGAGCUGUUGAAUUGGAACAGGCUGGAAUUGAGACUGUGAAUAAGAAGGAAGAAGAAUGGCAAAAAGAGCUUGAAAGUGUGAGGAACCAGCAUGCCUUGGAUGUGGCCAGUCUUGCCUCAACCACUGAGGAGCUUGAGCGGGUUAAACAAGAACUCACCAUGAUGUGCGAUGCUAAAAACCAGGCAUUAAAUCAUGCUGAUGAUGCAGCUAAAGUUGCCGAGGUUCAUGCUGAGAAAGUAGAAAUUUAUGCAGCUGAAUUGACGCAGUUGAAGGCCUUACUAGAUUCAACACAAGAAACAAAAGCCAGUGAUAAUAACCUUAUAUUGAAGUUGAAAGCAGAGAUAGAAGCUCUCAAGAAAGAACUCGAUAAGGGAAUGAGUUAUGAUGAGAGGUUGACAGAGAAAGAAACUAAGAUUGAACAGCUUAAUGUAGAACUUGAAACCUCAAGGAUGGCUGAAUCUUAUGCAAACAGUCUGCUAGAGGAGUGGAAAAAGAAGGUUGAGGAACUAGAAAUGAGGGUUGAAGAAUCAAACAAGUUGGAGAGAUCUGCAUCAGAAUCCUUGGAAUCUGUAAUGAACCAGCUAGAAGAAAGCAAUUAUCUGUUGCAUGACGCAGAAUCUGUAGCUGCUUCUCUUAAAGAGAAGGUGGGAUUGUUAGAAAUGACAAUUGUGAGACAAAAAGCCGAUCUUGAGGAUUCAGAACGCCGUCUUCUUAUGGCCAAGGAAGAAAAUCUUGAAAAGUCAAAGAAGGUUGAGGCUCUUGAAUCCGAACUUGAGACAGUUAAGGAAGAAAAAGAUCAGGCUUUGAACAAUGAACAGCUUGCAGCCUCUCAUGUGCAGACCCUGUUAGAAGAGAAAAACAAACUCAUCAAUGAAUUGGACAAUUCUAGGGAAGAAGAAGAAAAAAGCAAAAAGGCAAUGGAAAGCUUAGCUUCUGCAUUACAUGAAGUAUCUGCUGAAUCUAGAGAAGCCAAAGAAAAUUUUCUAAGCACCCAAGCUGAAAGGGAAAGCUAUGAGAACCAGAUUGAAGAUUUGAAGUUAGUCUUAAAAGGUACCAAUGAAAAAUAUGAGUCAAUGCUUGACGAAGCGCAGCAUGAAAUUGAUGUUCUCAUAGACAGUAUUGAAAAUUCUAAGAAUGUGUUUGAGAACUCGAAGGCUGAGUGGGAUCAGAGAGAGCUUCAUCUAGUCAGCAGCCUAAAGAAAACCGAAGAAGAGAAUGCGGCCGCGGAAAAAGAAAUAAAUAGAUUGGUUUAUUUGCUUAAACAAACUGAGGAAGAAUCUAAUGCCAACAGGGAGGAAGAAGCUCAGUUGAAGGAAAAUCUGAAGGAAGUUGAGACCGAGGCAAUCCAUCUGCAGGAAGCUCUAAAGGAAGUAACGUCUGAGAACGUGAAACUGAAGGAGAAUAUAUUGGACAAAGAGAAUGAAAUGCAGAAUCUUUUUCAAGAAAACGAUGAACUCCGAGCUAGGGAAGCCGAAUCUAUUAAGAAGGUGGAGGAGUUGUCAAAGUUACUGGAUGAAGCUACAACCAGAAAUCACACUGAGCAUGAAAAUGGUGAUCUUUCGGACAGUGAAAAGGACUAUGAUUUGCUUCCUAAAGUAGUUGAAUUUUCUGAAGAGAAUGGUCAUGGAUAUGGAGGAGAGGAAAUUCCAAAGGUUGUUGAGCUUUCCCUCAAACAGGAAGAAUUCAAACAUAACGUACUAGAAGAAAGUAUGAUCUUGAAUGACAAAGCUGACGAGAAAAUCGAAUCUCCUAAACCUGUGAAAAUGAAUGGAAAACCAAAGGAAGACGAGAGCAAAGAAAAGGAUGAUCCAGAAGAAGUAGAAUUCAAAAUGUGGGAGAGUUGCACAAUAGAGAAAAAGGAGUUCUCUUUCUCACCAGAGAGAGAACUUCCAGAGGCUAAAUCAUUGGAAGAAGAAACUGAGUCAAAGACAGAAGAAGGUGGUGAUGGUGAGGGCUUUGAUAAGAUAAAUGGAACAACUGUUAUAGAGAACAUUGAUAAUGGUGGAAGCUCACCAGUAAAAGAAGAACAACAACAACAGUUGAAGAAGAAGAAGAAAGCUUUGCUUGGAAAAUUUGGAAGCUUGCUCAAGAAGAAAGGUGGUAGCAACCAAAAAUAGAAACAACAUUCAAUUCAAAUUUGUGUGCAUAAUGAUUGAACAACAUUCAUUUGUUUGCAAUUGUUUUCUUCAUGUUUUUUUUUUUUGUUUUUUUUUUUUUGUUUCUAUAUAGAAAUAUAGAUUUUAUAAGAAAUGGGCUUGUAAUAUUGUUUAGGAUUUUUUGGCUUUGGUUGUGGUUCUCCAUAUCAUGUUGGUAGCAAAGUGUAUGUGAUGUUGAUUCAAAUCCAACUAUUCUUUUUCCAACA
Molecule: messenger RNA, 3086 nt
Organism: Medicago truncatula (barrel medic)
Lineage: Eukaryota; Viridiplantae; Streptophyta; Magnoliopsida; Fabales; Fabaceae
Product: WEB family protein At3g02930, chloroplastic
Exons: 3
Coding region: 265-2841 (858 amino acids)
Biological process (GO): reciprocal meiotic recombination
Source: RefSeq, a predicted model, not a curated record